Sceloporus undulatus (fence lizard) is the source of this 4049-nucleotide messenger RNA. It is a transcript of the gene C2H5orf34, whose product is annotated as chromosome 2 C5orf34 homolog. Lineage: Eukaryota; Metazoa; Chordata; Lepidosauria; Squamata; Phrynosomatidae. Bases 511 to 2457 code for a protein of 648 amino acids. The transcript has 14 exons. The record is from RefSeq and is a predicted model, not a curated record.
GGAGGAGAGGGAGGGUUCCUGCUCAAUCUUUAAUACUGGCACCAACCCUUAACCUUCCCCAUUGGCCAAACCUCAGACAUUUUUUUUGGUUGAAAAAAGUACACAAACAAGCUUCAGAACACUUGAAAACUCAGUAUCAAAGGGCCCCUCACCCUGAAACAGCAACUGCUCACCUCUCUCACUGCAAAAUGUCCCAAAUGAUGACUGUGCAGAAGUCAUGCACUAUUAUUUCUGGUGGUCCAAAAUGACAGCCAGCAUGAAGGACCGGGGAAGUGUUGCACCACUGAAAACUGAAGGAGCUGAAAUCUGAAUAGUGUGCUCCUAUGGGCUCCAGAGUGUAUCUGCUCCAAUUGUGGGUAUGCUUAAGGGAAGACAGUUUCAAAUAUCUAAACUUUUGACACUGAGGAGUUGACCCUGUCUCAAUCACUCUUUCAGCCAAGGGUCACAAACUUCACCUAUACCACCCUUAGCUUUGAGUUCUCUCUGAAUCAAUACCUUUUAUCUGUCACAAUGGUGUCAGAGAGCCUCAUGAUCCUUUAUGAGGAUGAUUCAGUAGAAGUGCACUAUAUGGAUCGUUCCAGAUUGCUCCUUUCUCCUUGUGGAUCUGAAUUUUUAUUUGAAAAGGCAGUUCCUGCCUCUGCCCAUCCCAUGCAGCCUCCAGAGAGGGUUCGUCAGAGGACACAGUUUGCUAUUAGCAUUUAUCGGUCACAGCUUUUGCGAGCAAUAGAUUUCCGGAAUCAAUACUCUGAUCGUCCCUGUUUACCUUCAAGUAUUAUACCUGCUGAAAGGAAGAAUGUUCUUUUCACAGAUAUCUCUGAAGCCAAGUGGCCCAGUCCUGAUAAUGCUGAAGGGACAAUAACUGUGCAGAAUGGCAACGUGACAGUCUCUUCUUUAGAUGGCCACACAUGCCUCUUCUUACCAGAGCUUCAGCGAACGUUUAGAGUGGAGUUUUCAUGCAAAGUUAGUCAGACGCUUUCAACAUCAUUAUCACCUUUGGAGAAGAACUGCAGUAAAUUGAUCCAGGGUUGUUCUAGAAGAUCCAACCAAAAUUCUGUGUUAAAAUUGUCUUCUCAGCAGCUGACAAUAAAAGAGAAGGACGACAUCCCUAAUGCAGAAAAUCCUGUUCAAGAAAGCAGUUCAAGAUGUAUGAGACAAGAUGAGAUUCCAGGGGCUUUCCAGACCUCAUCUGAAUAUUGUAGGAUUACACAGCAUAUGUCCGUGUCCUCCUGCCCCAAAGAAUGGAAGUACCCUUUGUCACUGGCAUUUAAGUUUUAUCAGUCAGCUCAAUCUAACAAAGCAAACGAAGAUGAUGGGAAUAUAGGUCAUGAUUGUUCCGAGUGGGACAUGUCUAAGGCAGUCACUUAUUUACCCUCAGCUUUACCUCUCAGCUGUCAUGCUCCAUAUCUGCACAGGUGGAAUUUCAACGAUUUCUUCCAACCGAAACAGGAAGAUAAUGAAUGUUAUUUGCACUCUCAGCCAAUCAAAGUUCUGUGGAACAAGGAUGUCAUUUACAGAUUUUUUCUUAGAACUAAAAGCAUAGAAAUUUACCCUGGUGAUGGAUCAGUUUUCAAAUCAGAAGGUUCCUGUUGGGGAAAAUAUUUCACUCGCUAUUAUAUCAAGGAGCAAAUAAAACAGAGAGAAGAAACUAUGUAUUCUGUAAGCAAUCUGCCUCCUGAUACACCUGGGAACCUCUACUCUGUGUGGGCCAUUAUUACACAAGCAAUCAGAGUUUUUCAACAUGAUCUUGACAACAUGCUUUCGUUAACUCAUAAUUACAGUGUUUGCUGCUGGAAGAUGUCUCCUGAAACAGGUGGAAGAGAAAUGCUACCAGUCCCUUUGGCUUCAAAGAUUUUUCCUAAUGUGGGAAGAUUUUUUGCGUACUCAGAUAAUAACGUACAUGCUGUUUUUUAUGAUGGAAUGAUUCUGAAUAUGAUGUGGGAUUUUAAUUCUCAUGAUGAAGAAUCACAGAUACCUCAAGAUGCUAUCACAGGCUGGUGUAAACUGACUUCUCCUGAAGGAGCACAGCAACUUAUCCAGAUAGAUCAACCUGGGCUUUAUGAAAGAUACAUUACAACAGUGGUAGAGUGGUGCAGAAACUUGAAUGAAGACAAAGAGAAAUGCCUCGAUAUAACACAGCAUGUUCCUGAAGAAAACUGCUUUGACUUAUGGCAACCUCAUAGGUCUGUUGCUGCUGAACUUGAAAAAAUAAAAAGAUUCAAUUUUUUAGUGGAGAACAGCAAUAUUCCAAGUAUGGUUCCUGCUGAGAAAAGAAUUCCAUCCUCCAACAAAAAUAGGCAGAACAAUUCAGAAGCAAAGCUUUUAUCUGAGGAUAUUGGUGAGAAGAGUAUAGCUGAAACACUACACAGAACUUCAAAGAUUAUCAAUGAUAUUGACUCUAUUUUAUCUUCCUCCACAAAGCAAAACAUGGCCAAAAGUAUUUCACACAACACUGGUUGACCUGCAAAGAAAAAAAGAAAUCAAGCCUCCACAGUCAGGCAAUAGAAUGGUUUGUCUUAGUUUAGUUACUUCAUAAAUAAUCAAAGCAUCUUAAUAGUAGAACCAAAGAUUGGAGGAUUUAUUUUUAUAAUGUCAGAAGUGACUUUUUAAAAAUAUCUCUGUAAUGAAUUAAUUAAAAAAUGUAAAAGUUAAUCAUAAUUUUCCUCAUAUAUGAAAAUCUUGCUGCACUGACUGAAUUUUCAGAUUGGUAACAUGGUUUUCUGAUAGUGAAAAUAUCAAUGAAGACUGCAGGAAAAAAAUCUGCAACUGUUAGGAAGAUAAUUCCUAGACAUCUGGUCAGCUAGGUCACAACAUUUUACUCAACUUUCCAUUCUGGAGACAGAUUGUCAAGCAAACAUAUCACAAAGUUCCCUCGUCACUUUUUAUAUUUGUGCCCCUGCAAGAGACGUGUCCCAGUUUCACUGCAUGACAUGAGGUUUAUCCUUAUUCAUUCAUCACUUGGAUCUCCAUCAGUUCAUCAGUUGUUGGAACCAUGUUUUUAACUAAAUGGAUAUUACUAAUAAAACCUUGCAAAAUUAAACUGUUGAAUAUCCUAUAUAUAUAAAUCAGCAGGAACAGACGCCAUACAAAUAGAGCUGCUUCAAGCUACAGAGACAGAAUCUGCUCUAGUUCUAACUAAAAUCUGUGAACAAAUAUGGAAAACUAAGCAAUGGCCCACAGAUCUGAAAUGUUCAAUAUACAUAUACUCCAAUACCCAAGAAAUGGGACACCAAAGGUUGUUACUACAGGACUAUUGCAUUAAUUUUCGAUGCCAUCAAAGUGAUAUUCAAAUUUAUACAACAAAGACUUUUACCAUAUACAGAGCAAAACAUUUGAUUUUUCUGAUGCAUAACCUGUACUCAGGACAGGAGGCUAAUGUUAGGACAGAAUAUGAAAACUUUUGCAAUUGAUGAAGGGCUCAAGCAAGGCUAUAUUUUAUCAUCAUAUCUGUUUAACUUAUUACACUGAACAUAGAGCAACAUUUAUUUAUGAUGCCCUUUUCACCAAAGGGUGGAACAUCAAACACAAUCAAGAACAAGACAAAUUUAAGCAUGAAUGCAUGACUAGUUACCUAAGAUUGUGAAUGGAGGUAUGCAUCCCACUUAAACGGUGUCAUAUGUAAAGCAGGAUCAAACUCAUAAGGAGGUAUGAAAAUUGGAGGAACAUCAACAAUUGAAGAUAUGCAGAGAGCAUCAAACUGCUGGAAGAAAAUAGCAAAGAUUACUGAAGAAAACCAAAAAAUAAAAUGCAAAGGCAGGUUUACAGUUGAACAUUUAAAAAAUGACCACAGGUGAUUUACAUAACUUUAAAGUAGACAGUGAAGAAAAAACCCACAAAAAACUAUAGACAAUUAAGACAUUAAAAUAGCGAAAGAUUUUUCAUAUCUUGGUUCAGUCAUUAAUCAAAAAGGAGACAUGACUUCCAGGAGAGGCUGUUGUGAAAUAUUUACUUUUUUUAUUAAUAACAACCGCACUGGCCUUUUAUUACAGUCCACAGGCCAUUUAGGCAACACAUUAAAUAUUGUACAUAAACAUAUUAAAAUAGCUCUGUAA